AUGAGAAAGUCGAAGUUAAAGGAGCGGACAACUGUUCUUCUUAAAUCCGGAAUUGUGUUAUUUAAAGCAAAGAAGAGGCUAUCGAGCUUCUUCGGAGCUUCAACGAAGCAAAGCCCUCAGGAUGUUCAUGACAAUGCGAUUGAAGGGGAGUUCCCAUUUUCUGGGGACGAGUACGCGUCGCUCUUGACAUUAGACCUCAGUGGUAACAAGUUUAAUGGGUCCUUCCCGUAUCUUCAAAUCAAGAAUAUUGUGUUCCUUCAGAUAUUAAACAUCGCCAGAAAUGAUUUUAAAGGGCCGAUACCAGAACCUGCCCUGGAGAACAUUACCCAGCUUGUCGAACUGGAUCUUUCUAGCAACGCUUUGAAUGGAACUGCGCCUACUCUUAAAACGAUUAAGAACCUCCAAGUAUUAGACUUGUCCAGUAACAUGUUUACCGGGACACUGCCAGACCUGACAACGAUGCAUUCCUUACGCAGUGUGAAUUUGAGCAGGAAUGCGUUCACAGGAGCGGUUUUGUUGUCGUCGUUUUUUAACAGAACUGAGAACAACAGUCUUUCAGUGUUGGAUCUGUCGUUCAAUCAACUGACAACCGAUCCCAAUUUUUGGAACAUCUCGGAACUUGGCUCUCUUCAGGAACUGUAUCUAGACAACAAUCUCAUUAAUGGGACACUGAACAUCAGUCAACUUCAUGCCCUGGGCUUGCUCAGGACUAAAAUUACAAACUCAUCAUCAUCCACAAACUCAACAUCAAGCGUUCUAAGAGUACUUUCAUUGAUGAACAACAACAUUAGCAAGGUUAUCUACGAUGUGAAUGAUAUCGCAAACACCGCCACAGUUAUCAAACUACAAGAGAAUCCCUUCUGCAAUUUUUCAGAUCCCAAUGACGGGACGAGAUGUUUCUGUGAACAAUUCUGCUCCAUUUCAGGUUCAACGGAAGAUAGCAAACGUAAGAUUGUGAUAAUCGCAGUGGUGGUCAGUGUAACAUCACUGCUGAUCCUCCUGGUCAGUCUGGCUGCUCUAUUGUAUAGAAACUCAAAGUACAAGCGAUAUCUCCAGCUUCAGGUCCAACAAAGGUUUGAGGAGCUUGAGGUUAAACCAACUAUAUUCCACUACAGCGAGCUUCGAACUGCCACACGAGACUUCAAUGCUGAUUUGAAGUUGGGCGAGGGAGCCUUCGGGGCAGUGUACAAGGGUACAUUGCCAAAUGGAAAUACAAUGGCUAUAAAACAACUAUUUGCCAAGACUUCUAAAGGUGUAGAUGAAUUCUUAAAUGAAGUUAUUUUGCUAACUGGAAUGAAGCAUAGGAACCUUGUGAACUUAAAAGGUUGUUGUAUUUGUGAGCAACAACAAUUGUUGGUGUAUGAGUAUGUGGAUAAUAGUGAAGUUGAUCAAGUUCUUCUAAGUAAGUUAAUUUCUCAACUUUGUAUUCUAUUCUUCUAUUUUUUUUUUUGAAUUUUUACAAAUAAUAUUUUUGGAACAUUGAAUUAUGUAGCCUUGAUUCUUUUUCAAUUACUUAAAAUGUAUUCUUUGCUAGAAUUAAUCUAGAACUUCUUAUAACACAAUUUAAUUUUUUAAAAAUUCAUAAUUUUUUUUUUAUCUAAUAAUAUUAUUGUUGUGAUGCUACAACAAGUUCAAAUAAGAAUCUCUUAAAUUGGCAUGUAUGGUUAAAGAUUUGUUUAGGAGUGGCUCGUGGUUUACAUUACCUCCAUGCACUUGCACAUCCAAAGAUCAUUCAUCGUGAUAUUAAAGCUAGCAACAUUUUAAUAACCAAGUAUUAUGAAGCCAAGAUAGCAGACUUUGGCUUGGCAUUGUUUUUUCCUGAUGAACAAAGUUACAUAUUGACUAAACAUGUUGCUGGUACCAAGUAAGUUUAGUAGUUA
Physcomitrium patens is the source of this 1880-nucleotide messenger RNA. The record is from RefSeq and is a predicted model, not a curated record. Lineage: Eukaryota; Viridiplantae; Streptophyta; Bryopsida; Funariales; Funariaceae.